Messenger RNA from Galdieria sulphuraria, 1203 nucleotides. RefSeq lists its product as uncharacterized. NCBI's taxonomy places the organism in Eukaryota, Rhodophyta, Bangiophyceae, Galdieriales, Galdieriaceae. The coding region runs from base 102 to 1067 and encodes 321 amino acids. The record is from RefSeq and is a predicted model, not a curated record. The transcript has 2 exons.
ACGCUAUUUUAAUUUGACGCCACGGACAUUCUCUUUGAGGCUGUUUCGGCGAAAGUUUUCCAAGCUUUGGUAUAGCACGGAAAAGUUCUGUUAUUGAAACCAUGUUGUCAAAGAUACGAAGAUUUCGAGGACAAAGCGUUCUUUUUCUAGCAGUUACGGUUGUUUUUCUGGUAUUUCUUUAUUCUCGGAAACGAGAAGGAAAAGCAAACGUCACUAUUACAAAGCCAGUUAAGACUCUCUUUGUCACCGGCUGGUAUGGACAACUUAACAACAAUCUACUUCUCAUCAUUAAUGCACUAUUCGUUGGUGGUUUAAUUAAUCGGAAAGUCGUUUGUUCCAAGAACGAGAUGUUUGACUUUUUCGAUUUUUCUCUUUUCGAACAAUAUGGAAUGUUUGUAGAACAGUCAAAGGAAGAUAUUCAAACGAAUGGAACUACAAAGAUCGACAAACUACGGGGCAUUUUAUUGGAAGAUCCUGCUGUUCUAGCUCUCUAUAUCAAUAGCGGGAAUCAUUUGCAAAAGCAGCUAGCUUUUUCACUAUUACGUUGGAAUGAGAAACAUUUAAGCUUCAUGGAAUUUGUUUUACGAGACUUAGGUCUUACUAAACGUAAUUUUGUCGCCGUUCAUUUAAGAAACCUAGACCUAGAUUGCCAUUUGUUUAUUGCAAACUACCCGAAAUGGAUCGGAGAAAGAGUGAAUGCUUCUUGUCCAUGGAAUGUUUCUACAGUUUCGAAGAUUGUUUCAGACUUGCAGUUGAAUCAGAUGCCCUUGUUUAUUGCUUCUGAUGGACAAGCACCAACAGUCGAUAAUGGAUUUUUCGAAAGGGAGGUAAUUUCACUGGGAAACUUCUCAUCCGAGUUAAAGAUUCCUGCAAAGUAUGUGGAUCUAUUUGUACUUUCUGAAGCAAGAGUUCUUUUUGGUAAUUUUAUCAGCACCUUUUCUAACAAUGCUGCUUCUAUGAUGAUGACGAAGUAUCCACAGAAUGUGGUUAUCUUUUCAUCCCCUCCAUUGUGCGAAGCUGGCAAAAGUUUUUGGCAGUGUUCCAGAUUUGCCUUUUGGUGCAUGUAGUCAGCUUCUUCGUUUCACGAGUAAAUGCAUUCUUACAACGUUAUUGGAAAUUCUAACUUUGAGUAUAGGUAGUAUUUAAAUAUUUUUUGAAGUCGAAGUUUUUCAACCCUCUUAUAAUAAACUAUAUUUUGUUUAA